AUGAGUCUCUGUCAAGUCUGUCGACAAACCUUGCCCUCGUUUCCAAUACCGAAUGACGAUCGAAGCUUAGUCACAGCUUCACUACCAGAUAUUUCAAAUUGGUCCGAAAGCUUCUUCGACGGGCAAUGGAUUUUGACAGCUCAUUUUCUACUACACGCCUCGUGGGAAUCCUUGAAAACAUCAAUAAGCAAUGACUGUCCUCUCUGCUGGACCAUCUGGCGAUGUAUUCGAUCAUCACCAGUCGCGUCUCCAAACGACGAAACGAUAACGAACUUUAACGCUCAAAUAUUCAACCUUGCUUGUGAGCCUAAUGAUGCUGCGUAUACGUUAGACAUUCGUCUGGCUGGGCUUGGUCUCAAGAUCAAAGACCUACGACUGGCUGUUUGGAAGACCACUGAGAAGUGGUAUCUGGACAGCAUCCUACCACAGACCUACCAAGACAUCGUCUCUAUCUGCCGUCACAUGGGUAUCCGAUAUCUCUGGAUCGACUCCCUCUGUAUCAUACAAGACGACGGUGGUUUCGAAUUCCGGCAAGAAGCACCAUUGAUGAUGGAUAUCUACCAGUUUGCCUUCCUUACAUUAACAAUUUGCUGGGGUUUUCCAGGCCUUGGCGUUUUUCGUAAAUGUCGACCUCGCAGUAUACCCCGGCACAAACCUACCGUUUCCUACCAUCGACCAGACUCUGUGGCUCAAACAGAUGAAUGCGUGUUUGUCGAGCACAGAGAUGCGUCGGAUCUACAAGUCGAUGUGGAUCAUGCACCGCUCAACAACCGCGCGUGGGUCCUACAAGAGCGCUGUCUAUCGAGGCGGCUGCUCUAUCUUGGAAACGAGCAGUUGUAUUGGGAGUGCAACGGAUGUACAGGCAGUGAGGUCUCUCCUGACCUCCACUGUCCUGCCCACAGGAGAGCUGAUACAGGACGUCAGUCAAUGGUUGAUCUGACAGGGCCGGAUAGAGAUACACAUUGGAGUUGGGUACUUUCGAAGUAUACUGGAUACGAUCUGACAUUCGAACAAGAUAGGCUUAUAGCCAUAUCGGGUCUUGCUAAGCUUAUUGCUAGUAAGACUGGUGAUAGUUAUCUUGGUGGCAUUUGGCUUGAGUCUUGGAUGCAAGACCUCUUGUGGGAACCAGCUACGGGUCCUGACUCCAAGCAGAGGGUAGAGGAUACAAGUGAUUCUACCACACGGCGAAUGCCACGACCGUCAUGGUCAUGGUUAGCAUUUCCUGGGUCAGUCAUGUCUGGUCGCAUGAUUAGAAGAGGGCCAAAGAUCUCACUCACAGCUCCCAACUCCUAUCAGUCAAAGGAAUUAAAGCCAUUAGCUCUGCUAAGCCAAACCAUCGUUACUCCGCCCGAGAGCGAUCAUUUUGCUUCCUUUGAUCGAGCAGUUCUGAAGAUUAGGGGUCUGCUACUACCAGUAAAGUUCACUGGGACUCCGCCUAAUACAGGCCAACCAUGUUACUUCCGUCACGAACAUGGAGUUACGCUUCUGGCAGCUCGUCUAGACUAUAUGCAACUACGAGCAUGCAACCAACAGGAUGGGACGUACACUCCUAUCAGAUUCUGCUUUAGCAAAACUGUCGUCUUUUCCUCGCAGUACUUCCUUCUCCCGCUAUAUCAAUACCAUUGGGCACGCGGCUUUGACGAUCCGGGUAUUAAAGCCACUUUGGUAUAUGGACUCGUGGUCCAGGAAGUUCUGAACAAAGGUAGCCGAGAGUUUAUCAGGAUUGGAACCUGGAACGAGGACUUUUAUUCGUCUCAGCUAAGCCCUGUCAUCAGCAACACGAUUGUUAAAAACGGCGUUGGGAAGGUUUCUAUCUUGAGAGAUGGAAAUCUCACAUUCACUGAACGUGAUGACUUGACGUAUUCUAUUGUACAGCAGUAUCGAUGA
This is a messenger RNA of Fusarium graminearum PH-1, 1887 nucleotides long. RefSeq lists its product as uncharacterized. The coding region runs from base 1 to 1887 and encodes 628 amino acids. Lineage: Eukaryota; Fungi; Ascomycota; Sordariomycetes; Hypocreales; Nectriaceae. The record is from RefSeq and is a predicted model, not a curated record. The transcript has 3 exons.